This is a messenger RNA of Taeniopygia guttata (zebra finch), 1582 nucleotides long. NCBI's taxonomy places the organism in Eukaryota, Metazoa, Chordata, Aves, Passeriformes, Estrildidae. The record is from RefSeq and is a predicted model, not a curated record.
UCCCCCACUCCCGGUCCCCCCAGUUGGGCGCCGCUUUCCCGGGAGCAGCACCGGCCCUUCCCCGUGUCCCGGGAGCCCGAGGCGCCAUGGACGGAGCGCGGAGCCUCCCGCGGCUGCUGCCGCUGCUGGCCCUGACCCUGCCCGCGGGUUGGGGGGUCCAAGUGGAGCACAGCAUCAUCCAGACGGAAUUCUACCAGAAAUCCCUGGAUUCGGCUCCGGACAGCGAAGAGUUCAUGUUCGACUUCGACGGCGACGAGAUUUUCCACGUGGAGAAGGAGGAGACGGUUUGGAGGCUGCCGGAAUUCCAGGAAUUCGCCAGUUUCGAGGCGCAGGGGGCGCUGCAGAACCUCGCCAUCGACAAGCAGAACCUGGAGAGCUCCAUGGCCGCCCACAACCGAUCCCGCAUUCCCAGCGAGCCCCCGGAAGUGGCCGUGUUCCCCAAGCACCCGGUGGAGGACGAGGAGCCCAACAUCCUGAUCUGCUCCGUCACCAAGUUCUGGCCGGCGGCGCUGGGGGUGACGUGGCUGCGCAACGGGGCGCCGGUGACGCGCGGCGUCCUGGAGACGCCGAUCCCGGCCGGGCCCCGCCCGAUCCCGGGGGAUUCCAACCCAGUUCCGGCCUCGGGGGUUCCUCCAGCCCAAUCCCAGUUGGAUCCGACCCAAUUUCAGGGGAUUUCAACCCAAGAAUCCAACCCCAAUUCCAGAAGGUUCCUGGUGGAAUCCCAAACUUUGGUGUCCCUCAAACCCAAUCCCAGUUGGAUCUAACUUAACCCAACUGGUUCCAACUCAAUCCCAGUUGGAUCCAACCCAAUUUCGGCAGAUUUCAACCCAAACAUCCAACGGCAAAUCCAGAAGGUUCCUGGUGGAAUCCCAAAUUUUGGUGUCCCUCAAACCCAAUCCCAGUUGGUUCCAACCCAAUCCCAACUGGUUCCAACUCAAUCCCAGUUGGAUCCAACCCAAUCCCAGUUGGAUCCAACCCAAUUCCAGGGGAUUUCAACCCAAACAUCCGACCCCAAUUCCAGAAGGUUCCUGGUGGAAUUCCAAACUUUGGUGUCCCUCAAACCCAAUCCAAACUUGAUCCUACUCAAUGAAAGAUGGAUCCAACCCAAUCCCAGUUCAAUCGAACUCAAUCCCAGUUAGAUCCAACCCAAUCCUAGAUGGAUCCAACCCAAUUCUAGGAGAUUUUAACCCAAAACUCCGACCCCAAUUCCAGAAGGUUCCUGGUGGAAUUCCAAACUUUCGUGUCCCUCAAACCCAACCCCAGUUGGAUCCAACCCAAUUUCAGUGGAUUUCAACCCAAUUUUAGGGAAAUCCAACCCAAUUCCAGAAGGUUCCUGGUGGAAUCCCAAACUUUGGUGUCCCUCAAACCCAAUCCCAGUUGGUUCCACCUCAAUCCCUGUUGGAUCCAACCCAAUUUCAGGGGAUUCAAACCCAAAAAUCCAACCCCAAUUCCAGAAGGAUCCUGGUGGAAUUCCAAACUUUGGUGUUCCUCAAACCCAAUCCAAACUUGAUCCUACUCAAUGAAAGAUGGAUCCAACCCAAUCCCAGUUGGUUCCAACCCAAUCCCAGUUGGAUUCUACCCA